Molecule: messenger RNA, 4527 nt
Organism: Symbiodinium sp. CCMP2592
Lineage: Eukaryota; Dinophyceae; Suessiales; Symbiodiniaceae
Source: the annotation of a GenBank genome assembly
AUGGCGGACAUCACCGAAGAUGAGGCAGUGCUGCACCUGAAGAAAGCGCUGGGUGAGCUGGAGCCUGGGGAGCUGGCCCCUGCUCCUCUUCCCUCGAAGGCUCCCAAAGGGGCGGCAGCGCCAUGCGGCUCGAUGAUCAGGCCGCCGAUGCAGCCCGGGACGGGCAUCACGGCCAUGCCAGCAGGACCUGGACAGCUGGUGCGGCCUCCUGGGCCUCCUGGGCCUCUGACAGGAGUGCCACCCGUGGUGCCACCCGUGGUGCCUCCGGUGGUGCCGCCAGUGGUUCCACUGGGUGCCUCGGCCACUGGCCCUGCCGGGCUCCCUUUCCCCAAGGAGGGAGCGCCGCUUCCCAUGGCGCCGUUGACAGCCAUGCCCGGGCUGCAGCCGCCAGCAGGAGGACUAGCACCGGCACUGGCCGGCGCCACUGCAGCUGUACGGCCUCCGACGGCGCCGCCUGGGCCAGGAGGAUUUCCGGCAGCUGUGCCGCCACCAGCUGCUGGAGGAGCCACGGCUCCGGCGCCACAGGCGGCCCCAAAUCAAUCUCAGGUUCAGUUCGAAAUCCCCCAGGCCAAGGUUGGCCUCGUUGUCGGAAAAGGCGGAGCGGUGCUCGGCGCCAUCAAGUCGUACUCCAAAGCGGAGUGCUUUAUAGAGCAAAGGACACCGGAUCAGGACAAAGCUCGCGUCACUGCACGGGGCACCGAGAAGGAGGUCGCCAAGUGCAAGCAGACUGUGAAAGCGGUAGUCGACGGCGCCUUGUCCCUGGCCACGCUGGGAUCGCUUGCCGGGGUCAAGGGUCUCAAAGCAGCCGAUGACAACGAGGACGCUUCGCCCCCGCCUCCUCCAGGUGCUUCCGCCACCCCGCCAGUGGGCUUGCCGGGACUGCCUCCUGGAGGGGCACCUCCCGCCGCAGUGCUGGCAGCGAUGGCUGCCGGUCGACCCCCCUUGGGGGCUGGAGGGCUGCCCUUGCCGCUGCCACCAGGGCUCGCGGCUGCGGCCGCAGCAGCUGUGCCCGGAAUGUCGGAUAACCACCAGAUGCAGGCAAACCUCAACGACUACUACGCAAGGUGGUGGACAUCUUACGCGUUGGGGGAGGAGGACAACCAGGAAGACAAGCCCAAGGAGCAGCCCCUGGCCUUCGACAAGGAGGCAGUAGCGAUUAGUACUCUCAAUCGCAAGAGCAACACUGACGCCAUGGCCCUGGCCUGCGCGGCCCCGGCCUGUGAUGGCUGGUGCGAGAAGCACGAAAGUGCGCGCCUGGCCGCCAAGGAGUCGCGUCUCUUCGAAGCAGUGCAGCUCAUCAACGCAGCGCUGGAGUCCUUCGAACACAGCCUGGAACUGACGGCCACGGUAGAGGGUCUGCUUCUGACGGACCCUGGCCGCUUCGCUGCCGAAGCCGCAGGCUCCGUGCCGCCGGGACGCAAAGUCGACCUGGCUGGCCUCUGGGCCACUCGUGCGGACAUCCUCAUGGGCCUCGGCGGCCUGAAACGCGCGGGAGGGGAGCUGCGGGCAGCGGCGCUGCUUGCGCCGGAGGAGGUCCGCGUCAAGGAGCUCUUAGCUGAAUGCGAGAAGCUGCAGCAGUACCAGGAGGAGGGCUUUGCGGAGGAUGCAGCAGCUGCAGCCCAGAGCAAGGUGCCGGUGCACAUCCUCACCGGUUUUCUAGGGUCUGGCAAGACCACCUUGCUGAACCAUAUCUUGAGAGAGUCGCAUACGAAGCGGUAUGCGGUCAUCGAGAAUGAGUUUGGCGAGAUCGGCAUUGACGACAAGCUCAUCGCACGCAGGGAAAGCCUGGGUGCAGAGCAGAUCAUCGAAAUGAACAACGGCUGCAUCUGCUGCACCGUGCGCGGUGAUCUCAUCCAGGGACUCAGGAGCAUCUUGAAGAAGACCUCCCUGGAAGGCACGAAGCUGGACGGCGUGAUCAUCGAGACCACCGGGCUGGCGGACCCGGCUCCCGUGGCGCAGACCUUCUUCGCCGAUGACGUGAUCCAGUCGAAGAUGCUGUUGGAUGGAAUCAUCACCAUGAUCGACGCCAAGCACGCUCUGCAGCACCUCCGCGAGGAGAAGCCCGAAGGUGUGGAGAACGAAGCCGUGGAACAGGUGGCUUUCGCCGACCGCAUCAUCAUCAACAAGACCGACCUCGUUGCUUCGGAGGCAGAGCUUCAGGAGCUGACCGAGGAGAUCCGGAGCAUCAACCGCCUGGCGCCCAUCCUCCGCACGCAGAAUUCGAAGGUUGACUUGGAUGAGAUCAUCGGCAUUAAGGGCUUUUCGUUGGACCGGGUGCUUGAGGCAGACUCCGAGUUUCUGAAGGACGAGCAGGACCACCAGCACGACCAGACGGUGUGCUCGGUUGGCAUCGAAUGCCCUGGUGAGUGCGACCAAGUGAGGCUCAAUGAGUGGAUCGCCAAGCUCUUGAUGGAACGCGGCACGGACAUCUUCCGCACCAAGGGCGUCCUGGCGGUGAAAGGCAGCGACCAGAAGUUUGUCUUCCAAGGCAUCCACAUGAUCUUCGGCGGCCAGCCUCAAGAGACUUGGCCCCCUGGGCCAAAAAGCGAGCGGCUGAACCAGUUGGUCUUCAUCGGCCGGCACCUGAGCCGGGCGGAGCUGGAGAGUGGCUUCAAGUCCACCUUGGCGCUCCAAAGGCUCGCGGACCGAGCUCAGGCCGGCGACAUCGAGGAGCCGUCCCAGAACGACGGCGCCGUCGCCUCCGAUGCGCCAGACAUUCCUCCGGGCGAGCUGCCCCUCUCUACGCAGAUUGCCUUCGGUCCCGGCACUUUGGAGGAGCGCGCGGUCGCAGAGGUGCGGGUCAUUCUCGGCCUGCCCGGCACUGCUCUGGCAGGAGGGUCUGACAGGGGUAUGUCGGUACCGGCACCACCUUCUGGACCAACUGUCAUGCCUGGCAGUGCGCAGCCGAUGACCUUCGGCACCUCCCAGAGAAGGAUGCCCGAGCUGACGCUGAAGGGCUUCCUGCGGCCCGGUGCUUUCGACGACGAGAUGCCGCAGACGAAGAAAGACGCCGACUCCGUGCAGAAAAUGCUGGAGCGGCUACAGGGCAACGUCAGCGAGACCAAGCAGUCAGUGCAGCUGCAGGCGCAGAUGCCGCGCUCCGGUGGACCGCCGAAGGCUGUGUUCCCCGGAGCAGGGCCCGAGGUUGGAGGAGAUGACAUGAGGACCCAAGCAGACUUUCAGUUCGAGGCGCUCCUGUCCAGGGCGCAAGCGGCCGGCAGUCCGGAGGCGUUGGACCAAGUGGCCCGGGAGGUGCUCAUCAGGUUUCCAUCUUUCACGGCCCAACAAUGCACGGACCUGUGUCAGAAGAUGGACACGGCUCCAGCGCUCCGGGAUCACCAGGGUGGCGACUUUUUGGCAGAACUCUGCCGCUUGCUCGGGUCGCGGCUGCGCGAGCUGACGAGCAUGCAGUUCACCACGGCCUGCAGCACAGUCGCUGCGUGGUCGGCGGACCCCAAGAGAAGACGCGCACCCCUCUUCGCCCAGCUGUCAAAGGUCUUUUUCACAGCGGCGGCCAACGAGAUGUCUUCGCGUCUCAUGACGUUUGCGCCACAUGAGCUCAACAGCUGCCUUGCAGCUUUCGUGUCAGUAGGCUUCUCGGAGCACAAAUUCUUUGCGUCAGUCGGCCGAGCUGCCCUGGCCCGGCACACCAGCUUCGCACCAGUUCAACUGACAGCCCUGCUGGCGAUCCUGUCGGAGAUGCGACUGGUGCACACGGAUCUUUUCAACGCGGCCGCAACUUUCCUAUCUUCGCGGACGAAGGAGUUGCGGCCGGUGGACAUCAUUCGGGUGCUUCGGUCGUUUGCCAAAUGCAACGUCCAGCACCAGGGUCUUUGCAGAGCUGUUGGAGACGAGGUCAUCAGCCGGGUGAAAGGAGGCGUCAACUUCCGAGCUGAGGACCUCUGCGAGAUCACCUGGGCAUUGUGCGUGUUGGAGCAUUUCAAUCCAGAUAUCUUCGAGAUUUUGCUGAAGGCGCUGAGAAAGGUGCCCGUGGUCCCUUCAGAUGCGCUCACUCAGCUCUUCGAGUGUCAUUUGGCCCUCGAGACCGAGCAGAAGAGCCAGUAUCGCAGGUUCAGAGACAGAAUGGAUCAGGAAACAGUGGAAGCACUGCAGGAUCACUACAGGGAAGCCCGAAAAGACGAGAGGCGGUGUUCGGACAAGCACCGUAGCGAUGUGGCUUCCGUGCUGAAAUCCUUGGUCGAGGGUUCCGUGCACGUGAACCACCGGACAAGCUGUGGGCUUCUAGUCGACGUGGCAGCGCUGCGGAAGCGCAGUUCAACGGACGGCUUUGUCCACGUUGAUUUAGACUCCAACGUGACCUUCGUACGGUCUCUGGACCAUGAUGACCCAGCUACUGCUGGAAUCGUCAUCGAGGGUGCUGUCGCACUUAGGCGGCGCAUUCUUCAAAAGCAAGGUCUUAGGCUCGUCACAGUUCGUGAAAGCGAAUGGCGAGACCUCGAUGAGAGCAAGGAGAAGCGUCGACACCUGCGAAAUCUCCUUUCCGCGCUGGGUGACGUUUUGGAGUGA